GUCGAUAAAAGAUAUUGAAACAUUAGAUUUCUAAAAUCAAUUCGUAGUGAAUGAAUUUAAAAUUUCGUGAAAAUGGCUAAUAAAGGGAAUGAGAGUAAAAUUCCUUAUAUUAUUGGCGACUAUGUGUGGAUUAAAAAUAAUUCAAAAAAUGAAUUCGAUGUUCCUGUGGGUUGCAAAAUUGUUAGUAUUGAUAAAAAGAAGAUACAAAUUCGUGACGAUGAUGGGAAUCUUGAAUGGGUGAAAGAAGAUCAAAUGAUAAAAUUGAUGCAUUCAACUUCCGUUUCCGGCGUGGAGGAUAUGAUAAAACUAGGUGAACUGCAGGAACAUGCAAUUUUGAAAAAUCUUCACAUACGCUACAAUCAAAACAUAAUAUAUACCUACACUGGUAGCAUGUUGAUAGCGGUUAAUCCUUAUCAAGUACUAAAUGUCUAUACUUACAAUGAAAUAAAUCUCUAUAAAGGAAAGAAAAUUGGAAAAGAACCGCCUCAUAUUUUCGCAAUUGGCGAUAAUUGUUUCAUGGAAAUGAAAAAUACGAAAAUCGAUCAAUGCAUUGUUAUCAGUGGAGAAAGUGGAGCUGGAAAGACAGAGAGUACAAAAUUAAUUUUACAAUAUUUAUCAGCAAUUAGUGGAGAACAUUCUUGGAUUGAGCAACAAAUUUUAGAAGCGAAUCCAAUUUUAGAAGCAUUUGGAAACGCGAGGACCGUUAGAAACGAUAAUUCCUCACGAUUUGGCAAAUUCAUUGGUAUUAUGUUUAAUAAACAAGGAAUAAUCGAGGGUGCAAAAAUUGAACAGUAUUUAUUGGAAAAAUGUCGAAUAGUAUCGCAAUCGAAGAGCGAGAGAAAUUAUCAUGUAUUUUAUGGUCUUUUGGCCGGUCUGACGAAGGAGGAAAAGGAAAAAUUAAAUCUCGGUGGGACACUCGAUUAUAAAUAUUUAUGUGGGGUUGCAACAUGCAGGGACAGAGAUGACGCUAAAGAAUUCGCUGAAGUAAGAGCAGCCAUGAAAGUUUUGAAUUUCAGUUACGAUGAUUUUUGGAAUAUAAUGAAACUUUUGGCAGUGAUUUUACAUUUUGGGAAUCUUAAUUACAAAAAAACUAUUACAGAAAAUAUGGAUGCAACUGUAAUAAACGAUGAUAAGAAUUUGAAGAUAAUUGCGGAAAUUUUACAAGUAUCGGAACGAGCUCUAAUUGACGCAUUAACAAAGAAAACAAUUUUCGUCCAUGGCGAACGUGUGUGCAGCAACAUGUCGAAAGAUCAAGCACUAGACACAAGAGAUGCAUUCGUCAAAGCAGUUUAUGGUCGUCUUUUUAUAAUGAUUGUUGAUAAAAUUAAUGCCGCUAUUUAUAAAGUAAAAUCGAAGGCAAAAAAUUCCAUUGGUGUUCUCGAUAUUUUUGGUUUUGAAAAUUUUGACAUCAAUAGUUUCGAGCAAUUGUGCAUUAAUUAUGCCAAUGAACAUUUACAGCAAUUUUUCGUUCAACACAUUUUCAAAAUGGAGCAAAAUUAUUACACCGAAGAGGGAAUAUCCUGGCAGCAUAUUGAAUUUGAGGACAAUCAAUCGAUUCUCGAUCUUAUUGGAAUGAGACCAAUGAAUAUUAUGGCCCUCGUCGAUGAAGAGAGUAAAUUUCCCAAAGGAACUGAUUUAACUCUAUUGGCAAAAAUUAAUCAGUUACAUGAGAAGAAUAAAAAUUACUUGAAACCAAAAUCAAAUCAUGUGCAAUCAUUUGGAGUUGUACAUUUUGCCGGAAAUGUAAAUUAUAAUGUCGCAGGAUUUUUGGAAAAAAAUCGUGACACAUUCUCCACUGAUUUCAAACAAUUAGUUUCAAUAUCGUUGAAUAAUUUUCUCAAAUCACUUUUCACCGAUGAAAUGCUAUUAAAUGGAACUGAAACGAAAAAAAGAGCUGUAACAUUGUCAUUGGAAUUUCGAACUUCACUUGAUUCCUUAAUGAAAACAUUGACAAUUUGUCAUCCAUUUUUCAUCAGAUGCAUCAAACCGAACGAUAAGCAAAUUCCUGGAAAAUUCGAUCGUGCACUUUGCUGUCGGCAAUUACGAUAUUCGGGAAUGAUGGAAACAGCGCGAAUACGACGUGCCGGAUAUCCGAUUCGCUAUGAUUUUGCGGAAUUUGUCGAUCGUUUUCGUGUAUUAUCAAAUGGCAUUUUACCAUCCCAUAAAACCAAUGUGAAAGUGGCUGUUGCGAAAAUUUGUUCCGAUACAUUUGGCAACGAUCAGGACUAUCAAUUGGGUGUAACGAAAAUUUUCCUCAAGGAACAUCAUGAUAAUUAUCUUGAGGAGGAGAGAAGUCGUAUUAUUAUUGGGAAUAUUAUUAGAAUACAGAAUUUUGUUCGUGUUUGUCUAGUUAGGAAAAGAUUUUUGAGAAAAAGAAAUGCGGCUGUGUUGAUACAAAAAAUUUGGAGAGGAUAUGGACCAAGGAAGCGAUAUUUGAGUCUGCACCAUGGAUGUCUUAGAUUACAGGCUCGAAUAAAAUCACGAACAUUAAAUCACGAGUACAAGCAAAAAAGAAAUGCGAUCGUUGCUCUUCAGGCAGUAUGUCGCGGUUACCUGGUACGGAAAUAUAGUAAAGAAAAGUCACAGUGGAAACAGAGAAGAAUUCAAGAGAUUCAGAGUCUUCGAAAAGAGGAGGAGAAAAUGUUGAAGAAACAGGGAAACAGAAAAUACAAGGAAGUGGCGGCAGCGAACUUUGAACAGAGAAUGAGAGAAUUGAAACUACAUCUGGAGGAAAAUGAGAAAAAAGAGAUAGAAGCACCUUCGAGGGAAUCAGAGUCCAGCAUUGACAGGAUCUUCGAAUUUCUCGAAAGUGAACCGAAAACGUCAAUUUCAAAGGACCUGCCAGGCGAUAUGUACGCGGAUUUGGCUCAAAAGGACAAAAGCACUAGUCCUGAACAAUCAGAUUUCCUCGAAAUUCCUGACGAGGAAGAAGUUGACGAAGACUUUUCAUUAUAUGAUUUUCAUAAAUUUGCCGCAAUGUAUUUUGUCAGCAAUAUUCCACCUCAAUAUUCACGAAGGCCAUUGGUCCAUUCGCUGUUGGAUUUGUCGCAUCCCUCGGAUCAAUUGUGUGCAAAGGCUCUAUGGAUAACGAUUCUGAGGUUCAUGGGUGACAUUCCCGAACCCAGAAAUCCGAUAGAGGCUCCCGUUAAUACUCCAGUUAUGGCGACAGUUUCUCAAACACUUUCGAAAAAAUUCUCUCGCACCAAAGAUUUUGAGAAUCUAAUUAAUCAGGAAAAAUCUCAGCACAUCGUUCGCAUGACAUUGAAGAGGAAAGAUAAAUUCCAGGAGGAAAUCAAAAGAGGAAUAAUAGAUGAUGAAUUUGUGGAUCAAGAUUAUCAGAAUUGGCUCAAUACACGUCGUUCCAAUUUAGAGAAGCUGCAUUUCAUCAUUGGUCAUGGAAUUCUGCGACCCGAACUCAAGGACGAGAUUUAUUGCCAAAUUGUCAAGCAGUUAAUCAAUAAUCCAACGAAGGCCUCUCACGCGAGAGGAUGGAUCCUCCUUUCACUCUGCGUGGGUUGUUUUGCUCCCUCCGAGAAAUUCCUAAAUUACUUGAGAGCAUUCAUUCGCACUGGACCGCCAGGAUAUGCGCCAUAUUGCGAUAAAAGAUUGAGUCGAACCUACAGGAAUGGCAUCAGAACGCAGCCUCCCAGUUGGAUCGAAUUACAGGCGACGAAAAAUAAGACACCAAUUCUUUUGACGGUGAUGUUUAUGGAUGGAAAUUCAAGGAAUGUCGAGGCUGAUUCGGCGUCAACUGCACAAGAAAUUGUCAACAGUUUGGCAAAUAAUAUUUCACUGAAAGAUACAUUUGGUUUUUCUCUUUUUGUUACUCUUUACGAUAAGGUCUUAUCACUCGGAGCCGGACGGGAUCAUGUGAUGGAUGCAAUUUGCCAAUGCGAACAAUAUGCAAGGGAACAGGGACAUUCUGAACGCUCAGCCCGAUGGAGAUUGUUCUUCAGAAAAGAGAUCUUUGCCCCCUGGCACGACCCAACUUUUGAUAAGGUCGCCACUGACCUUAUCUAUCAUCAAAUUAUUCGAGGCGUCAAGCACGGAGAGUAUAUCUGCAACAAUGAAAACGAUAUAGCAAUGAUAGUGGCACACCAAUUGUACGUGGACCACCAGAAUAAUUUGACUCCUGCGAAUUUGAGGAGCGCGCUACCUCUUUCUAUUCCUAAACACUUGCUCCAUGGGGUCUCUGAAAAUGUUCUCCCAAAAUGGGAGCAACUGGUGGCCAAAGCUUUUCAGAAGAACAUAAAUGUUAAUGAUAAUGCACCACCUGUGAAGGCGAAAGAAGAUAUUGUCUCAUUUUCGAAAAUAACUUGGCCAAUUCUUUUUUCAAAAUUCUAUGAAGUUUCCAAAAUAUCGGGACCAAAAUUAGCGACAAAUGAUGUUAUUAUUGCUGUGAAUUGGACCGGUGUCUAUCUCAUUGAUAGUCAGGAAACUCUUCUUUUGGAAUUAUCUUUUCCUGAAAUUGCUGAAGUCACCUGUCAAAAAAUGAACAAUGCUUUUAUACACAAUCUCAUAUUGUCGACAAUACAACGAGAAGAAUACAUAUUUCUAAGUUCGGAAGCUGAGGAUCUUGCUACUUUAAUUAAUUUUCUAAUUGACGGUCUAAAGGAGAAAUCACUAUAUGUUGUCGCAACUCAGGAUUACAUGAAUAAUGACGCAGGUGAAGGUGAAUCAUUUCUACCAAUGCAACGAGGUGAUUUGAUAAAACUUGCUGGCGAUUGUAAUGGAUAUACAAUAAUGAAUUCAGUUUGGGGCUACGGCGAAAAAUCAGGUGUCAAAGGCGAUUUUCCAUCAGACUGCGUCUACGUUCUUCCAACAAUGACGAAACCAACUUCAACAAUUGUUGAAAUAUUUAAGGCAGACUUCACUGGCAAGACGAAUUCUAUUCGCGAGGCGAAAGCAGUGAAAUCGAAAUUAAUUCAGCACACGUUGAAAAAAUAUGCGGCUGAACAUUUUCGUCCGGGAAUAAAUGUGACGAUUUCCCGUGGAUCGAGUAUUUCGACGGCGAAACGUACGGCGUCGGAAACAUUAUGGAAACAUACGAGGGAGCCAAUAAAAGCGCCACUACUCACAAAACUCGUCGAACAAAAUGAUCUCGCACAACAUGCUGUUAAUAUAUUUUCCAAUAUCUUGAAAUACAUGGGCGAUCUUCCAAGUAAUCGGCCGAAAAAUGGAACUGAAUACACUGAUCAAAUUUUCCGACCUGCACUUGAACAUCCUCUCCUUCGCGAUGAAGUCUAUUGUCAAAUUAUGAGGCAAUUAACAGAAAAUCGAAUCCGAUUAAGUGAGGAACGUGGCUGGGAAUUGUUGUGGUUGGCAACAGGUGUCAUGACCUGUAAUCCAAAUUUGAACAAGGAAAUUGUUCAAUUUCUAACAACGAGAACAAGUAUUUUAGCGGCUGAUUGCUUGAAUCGUUUGGACAGAACCAUGAAAACUGGGAACAGAAAGUAUCCACCCUACAUACUCGAAGUGGAGGCAAUUAGAUUCAAAAGCUUGCAAAUUUAUCACAAAGUCUAUUUUCCCGACGACUCCGACGAAGCUAUCGAGAUCCACUCAUCAACAAGGGCGUCAGAUGUUUGUGAAGAUAUUGUAUCGAGUCUUCGACUAAAAGGUUCAGAUGGAUUUAGUUUAUUUGUGAAAAUUGCUGAUAAAUUUUUCUCAGUGCCACUUUAUUAUUUCUUCUUCGAUUUUGUUCACGAACUGGUUGAAUGGGUGAAGAGAUCGAGACCAAAUAUUGGAACUGUACAGGCGCAAUAUCAAAUAUUUUUCAUGAAAAAAUUGUGGAUAAAUGCUGUACCUGGUAGAGAUGAGAAUGCCGAUUCUAUAUUUUAUUUUCAUCAGGAAUUACCGAAACUUUUGCGUGGCUAUCAUAAAUGCAGCAAACACGAUGCAAUUAAACUUGGCGCUUUAAUUUAUCGAAGUAAAUACGGCGAUAAUAAAGCCGAACUCACGGAAAUACCACACAAACUUAAGGAGUACAUUCCGCCUGAUAUAAUUAAUCUAAUGAGCUCCAAUGAUUGGAAAAAACAAAUCGUGUCUUCUUACAAUCAACAAACUGGAAUGACGGAACUUGAAGCGAAACGACAAUUUCUCCAGCACAUUUAUCAAUGGCCAACAUUUGGAUCGGCAUUCUUUGAAGUGAAACAAACGACUGAACCAAGUUUUCCAGAAUUAGUAUUAAUAGCAGUGAAUCGAAAUGGAAUUAGUGUGAUUGAUCCAAGAACGAAAGAUAUUCUCGCCACUUAUAAUUUCAAUGAAUUAUCAAAUUGGUCGUCUGGCAAUACAUAUUUUCACAUGACAAUUGGAAAUUUUAUGAAGGGUAAAAAAAUUCUCUGCGAAACAUUACUCGGCUAUAAAAUGGAUGAUCUCAUAUCUUCUUACAUCGAUUAUCUUCGAAAUAAUACAAAGCAAUCAAGUAUUAAACUUUAAAAGAAAAAUUUCUUUACUUCAUUUUUCAUAUAUUAAAAAAUUAUAGAUUAAUUAAUUAUGUGAAACGCAUAUAUAUUAAAAAUUGAAAAGUAAAUUUUAGAUAUAUCUAA
Leptopilina heterotoma is the source of this 6545-nucleotide messenger RNA. RefSeq names its product myosin-VIIa-like. The record is from RefSeq and is a predicted model, not a curated record. Lineage: Eukaryota; Metazoa; Arthropoda; Insecta; Hymenoptera; Figitidae. Bases 73 to 6435 code for a protein of 2120 amino acids. The transcript has 28 exons. Gene Ontology annotation, molecular function: protein binding; cytoskeletal motor activity; ATP binding. Gene Ontology annotation, cellular component: myosin complex; cytoskeleton.